This is a messenger RNA of Pristis pectinata (smalltooth sawfish), 5607 nucleotides long. RefSeq names its product spalt-like transcription factor 1a (gene sall1a). NCBI's taxonomy places the organism in Eukaryota, Metazoa, Chordata, Chondrichthyes, Rhinopristiformes, Pristidae. Gene Ontology annotation, molecular function: DNA-binding transcription factor activity, RNA polymerase II-specific; RNA polymerase II cis-regulatory region sequence-specific DNA binding. Gene Ontology annotation, biological process: regulation of transcription by RNA polymerase II. Gene Ontology annotation, cellular component: nucleus. The record is from RefSeq and is a predicted model, not a curated record. The coding region runs from base 73 to 4092 and encodes 1339 amino acids. The transcript is spliced from 3 exons.
GUGCCAAUCGGCUUUCAAGAAGCGGAUGAUUAAUCGCAAUGCAUUAUUGAUAAUCAUAAUUAUACCCCACACAUGCGCACUGAAGGCGGCAGGGUCAAUUUCCGUAAUUUUGCAACUCCAGAAUUUGUAAUUUUUUAUUCGCUUGCUGAUGUAUCAACCACCAUGUCGCGUCGGAAGCAGGCGAAGCCGCAACACAUCAAGUCGGACCAGGAUACAGCAUUAUCCGCAGAGAAUGGAACUUCACGAGGAGGACAAGAAGAACGAGUCACUAAGAAUGGGGAUGCUCAUGUCUGUGGCCGAUGUUGUGCUGAGUUCUUUGAACUGCCCGAUUUCCUUCAUCACAAAAAAAAUUGCACUAAGAAACAAUUGGUUCUGAUUGUAAAUGAAAAUUCAACAGCUCCUUCAGAAACCUCCUCUCCACAAUCUCCUGAUAAUCCUAUUGAAGAAGUAAAUGACAAAACUGAUAACGCAAGUCAAGCGGACUGCAAUGACCUUGUAGAGCAUAAAAAAGUUGACCAGGAAGAAUCCAUGGAGGUGGACACUUCCAGCAUCACUAGCAACAGUAAUGUUAGCAGUUCUAACAGUAAUAACCAUAGUAAUACAAGCAGUAAUUAUCCCACAAUGGGUACCUCAGCUGUCACAACACCUCUACCUCAUAUAGGUGAUCUAACAGCUCUGGGAAAUUUCUCAAUGCUAAAUAGUAAUGUGAUCAUUGAAAAUCUUCGAAGUACAAAAGUGGCAGUAGCCCAGUUCUCCCAGGAAACAAGAUCUAAUGGUUCAUCAAAUAGUAAAAUUGCUGUUCCAGCACUUAUGGAACAACUACUGGCUUUGCAACAACAACAGAUCCAUCAGUUACAGCUUAUUGAACAAAUCCGUCACCAGAUAAUCUUAUUGGCUUCCCAAAAUGCAGAAGUUCCAUCAGUCAACUCUUCCCAAGGUACUUUAGGAACUGCUGUUAAUCCAUUAACUACACUUAGUUCACAUCUAUCUCAGCAACUUGCUGCUGCAGCUGGGCUAGCACAGAGCCUUGCCAGCCAAUCUGCCAGCAUAAAUGGUGGAAAGCAACUUCAUCUACCUCAGAGCAGCCCUGGAAGCACCAUAGUUCAGCCUAGCAGUAGUUCUCCAAAAGUAAAUACAUCCUCAUUGCCUAGUACUAUACAGCCCUCUGAAAGUGUGUCCACAAAUACCAUUGGUGGUUCUCAGUUAAUCAGUCCUUCAGUAUCGACAGUGUCCACACCAGCUCUUGGAAUUAGCAGUUUACUAAGUCCUGCAUCCAGUUUGUCCAGCUCACUGCUACCUCAAUCCUCCACAUCCACUUCUGUGUUUUCCAACCCUCUCUCGAGCAUUGAAACAACUUCAGGAAACCUUGGUUCAUUGACAGCUCUGGCAAAUCAGAGGAAAGGCAAGCCACCAAAUGUGGUAGUAUUUGAGACUAAAAGCAGCUCUGAUGAGGCUUUCUUUAAACACAAAUGUAGGUUCUGUGCUAAGGUGUUUGGAAGUGACAGUGCCUUGCAGAUUCAUUUGCGCUCUCAUACUGGUGAGCGACCUUAUAAAUGCAACAUUUGUGGUAACAGAUUCUCCACAAAAGGAAAUUUGAAGGUUCACUUCCAGAGGCACAGAGAGAAAUAUCCCCACAUUCAUAUGAACCCCUAUCCAGUUCCAGAACACUUAGACAAUGUUCCAACAAAUACAGGUAUUCCAUAUGGAAUGUCUGUACCACCUGAAAAACCAAUAACAAGUUGGCUGGAUAGUAAGCCUGUAUUACCUACACUGACCACAUCUGUUGGGCUGCCACUCCCAUCAACUAUAUCAGGUUUGUCUGCUAUCAUUAAAUCAGAGGAGUGUCAGCCUAUCUCAGUUAAUCAGUCUUCUUGCAGUCCUCCUGGAUCGGUUAAGAGUGAUUUGGCAGCAACAGAGCCCUCUGUGAAAAAUGCUAAUGAUUUGGAUGAAGUGGAAGAAAGUGCUUCACCUACCUCAAAUGGUAAACUAGAUGAAAACACACAAUCUAUUAAUUCUGUCACCAGCUUGGCUGUCCCUGUCAGCUCAAGUGCAUCUGAUUCAGGUCUAAGUACUACUUCUGCUUUUACAACGCCACUUAUACCACUUAUGUCAGACCAGUUUAAGUCAAAGUUUCCAUUUGGAGGUCUUUUAGAUUCUUUACAGACGUCUGAAACAUCAAAAUUGCAGCAGCUAGUAGAAAAUAUUGACAGGAAAAUGACUGACCCCAACCAGUGUGUCAUUUGCCAUCGAGUUCUUAGUUGCCAUAGUGCACUGAAGAUGCAUUAUCGUACACAUACUGGUGAGAGGCCCUUCAAAUGCAAAGUCUGUGGUCGUGCAUUCACCACCAAGGGAAACCUGAAGACCCAUUAUGGUGUUCAUCGUGCCAUGCCACCACUGAGAGUUCAACAUUCUUGUCCAAUCUGCCAGAAGAAAUUCACAAAUGCUGUUGUGUUGCAGCAGCACAUUAGAAUGCAUAUGGGAGGCCAGAUUCCUAAUACUCCUGUUGCUGACAAUUAUCCUGAAUCUAUGGAAUCUGACACGGCUUCAUUUGAAGACAAAAAUUUUGAUGAUAUAGAUGACUACUCUGAUGAGAAUAUGGAAGAUUGUCCAGAUAGUAGUGUCCCAGAUACACCCAAAUCUGCUGAGGUUUCUCAAGGCAGUUUAUCUCCGUCUCCAUUGCCAUCAGAAAUGUCCAGUAUUGCAGCUCUUGAGAAUCAAAUGAAAAUGAUUAAUGCUGGUCUUGUUGAGCAACUCCAAGCAAGCCUCAGGUCAGGUGAGAAUGGAUCAGCUGAUGGAGACCAAAUGACUAGUGACUCUUUUUCAAUAAUUGGGGAUAUAGAGAGCCAAAGUGUUGGAAGUCCUGCCAUUUCAGAAUCUACCUCUUCCAUGCAGGCUCCAUCCCCAACCAACAGCAACACAGAUAGUCGUAGGUCAAAGUCCCCAGGCUGUGAAGAGAGACAGCACAGAACUUUACUAUCAGACUUACCUAAUUCGGUGUCUCCAGCAACUACCAAUGGUGGUGCCUUGGACCUGACCUCCAGUAAUGCAGAACGAGUAAUUAAAGAUGAUACUUUAAGCUUGCUAUUUCCCAGUCGAGAUCGUGGUAAGUUGAGGAAUACAUCUUGUGAUAUCUGUGGCAAAGCAUUUGCUUGUCAGAGUGCCUUGGACAUUCAUUACAGAAGCCAUACCAAAGAGCGUCCAUAUAUUUGCACAGUAUGCAAUCGUGGUUUUUCCACUAAGGGUAAUUUGAAGCAGCACAUGUUGACACAUCAGAUGCGGGAUCUUCCAUCUCAGCUGUUCGAACCCAACAACUCUAAUGUAGGUUCUAAUCAGAGCUCUUCAAAUGUGGCUGCCAACAGUUUGACAUCCCUAAUCAAAACUGAGGUCAAUGGUUUCAUGCAUGGGUGUUCCCAGGACUGCAAAGAUCCACCUGCUAGCCUUAUUUCAUCAGGGCCUCUGUCUGCAUCUGCUAUCUCACCUGUCCUGCCAGCACAGCAAAGAAGAACUCCAAAACAGCAUUACUGCACAGCAUGUGGGAAAACAUUCUCCUCAUCCAGCGCUCUCCAAAUACACGAGAGAACACAUACAGGAGAAAAACCAUUUGCCUGUACUAUAUGUGGAAGAGCUUUUACCACCAAAGGCAAUCUGAAGGUUCAUAUGGGGACACACAUGUGGAACAGUGCCCCUGCAAGACGAGGGAGGCGCCUUUCAGUGGAUGGUCCAAUGGCAUUCCUAGGUGGCAAUCCUAUUAAAUUCACCGAAAUGCUUCAGAAGGAUUUGGCUGUUAGGGCUCGCGAUGGAGACCCUUCUUCAUUUUGGAACCAGUAUGCAGCAGCAUUAACAAAUGGCUUAGCAAUGAAGACCAAUGAGAUUUCAGUGAUUCAGAAUGGUGGACUUCCCCCAAACCCUGCUAGUCUGGGCAAUGGUGGCAGUUCACCCAUCAGUGGUUUAACAGGAAACAUGGAGAAGCUUCAUAGUACUGAUCCCAGUGCACCUCUAGCUGGUCUGGAGAAAAUAUCAGCCACUGAAAAUGGAACAAACCACAGAUUCACCCAUUUGGUGGAAGACAACAAAGAAAUAGUAUCAAGCUAAAGUGAUAGUCAACAUUCCAACAAUGGAAGUAAUCUGGGGCGUCUUUCAGGCCAAUGGACCAAAGUGUUGUGAGAACACCUUUUGUACAAUGCCUAACUUUUAGUGUUGUAUGAAAAAAAACUUAUUUAUUAGUGAUAAUAACUUUGCUUUGCAAACAAAUUGCAAAUGUAAACUACUGGUCUUCAGCAUCUUGGCCUAUAUACUAAUGGACUAGAGUGCUUUAAACAUGUAAGUUUCCUAGCAUUUGCAGAUCUAUUCUGUUAGGUGAAUUUUUGCCCUUGCAUUAACUUAUUUUAUGAUUUGUGAGUAAUCUAGUUUUAACAUGACUGGCAUUGGUGGCAAUGCCUCAAAAGACCAUUCCUCACUAAGAAAGGUCUGUAUAUAUAAUGUAAAGUUUUGGUAGUCUGCUGGAGUAUUCACAAUCAGUUCAUUGUUCAGUCAUACCUUCCAUUAACAAGAUAACUGUAAAUUGCAGACUUCAAACUGAAUGUUGAUGCCGUCACUCUGUAAGCAGUUUACUCUUUACUGUUUUUAACAUCAAGUGAAAUUGCAAGUUUUUUUUGUAGGUUAUAUAAUUUCUGUUCAAAAUGGUUCUUUGUAUUGUGCUUUUCACUUACACCAUCUUAAAUGUUGAUGAGUUUCAGUGAAGUAACAAGCACGAUGGUCAUAGAAGGAAACUCCUGUUAUUGUACCUUUAAAUACAAUAAAGAUUUCUGCCCCAUAGGUAUAUUUAGUAUAGAAGAAAAAUGUGCUGGACUUUCACAUUGCUGCUACGUAAAUGCAUCUUUUGAACAACUUUGAAGGGAGUAAUAUGAAGCUAUUAUAGAUUAUGUCUUGUGUGUGUAUAAAUAUAUACAUAUUAUAUAUUUAUAUAUCAUAAUGACAUGUCUUGGGAAAAUCAUUAAUGUAUAUACUGUACUGGUACGUUGCUUAAGACGAAGCUUCAUCUUCACCGACCGACGAGAGAUAGUGUUUUAUUGUGUAAUAAUUUUGUAUUAGGUAUGAAAAACCCUUGUGACUGAUAUAUGCACUUUCUUGGAAAGCUGGAAGAAACAUUCCAGUUUCACUAAAAUUUAAUACCUACUAACAGCUGAGGUACUGUAAUUCUUACUCAUUUAAUCAAAUACAUGAGUUUUGCAACAGCCAUUCUUGAAGCGUGUGUAUUUUUGCUUUCUCUGAAAACUUUCUUUUGUGGUCCUAUGCACUUUUUCUAAUGCAAUUAACUUAGGUAAGUGUCCAUUUGUAAAAGGUUUUUAAAUCAAGCUGUGCAAUUUUAUGCUGUUUUAAAAAAAAAUCUACUGAUUAUAUUUCUAAAACAUUAUAGAAGAUUGAAAAAACACAAUGCAAAAUGUGAUUAGUUUUUUUAGAGAUUGGAUAAGAACACUCAAAUGUAUUGUUUAACAUAUGUGAAGACUACUGGUAACUGAGACAAGUCAGUCGGGAACGGAUUUCAGCAACAAUAAACGGAAGAAGUAAAAUAUUUCAAUUACAUGUCAAACGAAAUCUUUUGCACAC